Messenger RNA from Bombus impatiens (common eastern bumble bee), 1723 nucleotides. RefSeq lists its product as uncharacterized. Gene Ontology annotation, molecular function: olfactory receptor activity; odorant binding. The transcript has 5 exons. The record is from RefSeq and is a predicted model, not a curated record. Bases 344 to 1558 code for a protein of 404 amino acids. NCBI's taxonomy places the organism in Eukaryota, Metazoa, Arthropoda, Insecta, Hymenoptera, Apidae. Gene Ontology annotation, cellular component: plasma membrane. Gene Ontology annotation, biological process: sensory perception of smell; detection of chemical stimulus involved in sensory perception of smell.
UUAUCACGAAAUUCAACAAUUCACAAGCACAAAUUAAAACAGCUAUAACUUACAAGCACCUAACAUACGUACGGAUGACUAGCCACUUCUUAUUAAAAAUUUUACAACAUAUACAGUUAACGUAGGGAGGGAUAUGAAUCAUUGCACGCACGCCAUCCACUUCACAGCAUUGCAACUAACAAUUUCCAAGCGAGUAUACUUUUCAACUUUUCUAAAACAAGUUCUACCAACUAAACGAAUCGAUCGGUAGAACAAGUACCUAAAAAACACGCGCAAGCGUUGCGCUGCUCCAUGCAUCUCCCACUGACGCGCGGCUGCAUUCUAAUAACAACUUCACUCCGCGAUGUCGAACGAAGCAGUGAUCAUAGAAGCUGACAGCAGCAGCGACUACUGUCUUCAAUUAAAUCGAUGGUUCUUGAAACCGAUCGGUGCAUGGCCAUCGUCUCCAUCCACCACAAGACUGGAGAAGAUCGUUUCAUUUAUUUUAAACAUCGUUUGCUUCGUCUCCGUAAUCAUCACUGCGAUUCCCAGUGUAUUGCUACUCAUUCUAGAAGACGAGAGCAUUAACUUGAAAUUGAAAACCCUAGAUUUCUUGAGUCAUUUGUUCGUCAGCAGCUUUAAUUAUAGUACCUUGUUAUUACACAGCAAAGACAUACGACAAUGCGUAGAACACAUAGAGGCUGACUGGCGAUCAGUGACUAGGGAGGAGGAUCAACACGUAAUGAUGAAAAACGGAAAAUUCGGUCGCUAUGUAGCUGCUUCGUGCGCUAUUUUCAUGCAGGGUGGCAUUUUGUGCUUUUGUUUCGUGACAGCGUUAACUACGGUCGAGAUUCAGAUUGGAAACGAGACAAGAGUCUUACGCUUGCUGCCUUGUGCAGUAUACAAGAAGUUGGUGAACGUCGAUGAAAGUCCGGCAAACGAAAUCAUGCUUUCCCUGCAAAUUUGGUCUGCUCUUAUCGCGAACUCCAGUACAGUUGGAAUUUUUAGUCUCGCAGCUGUACUAGCUGCUCACGCGUGUGGUCAACUGGACGUGAUUAUGGCGUGGAUUACCGAAUUUGUUAAGGAAACAAGAAAACAGAAGGGAACUAGCAGUUUUCAGGAAAUUGGAGUAAUCGUGGAGCGACACCUGAGGACGUUGAAUUUCAUAUCGUGUAUCGAGGUUGUGAUGAACAAAAUAUAUUUAUUGGAGAUGUUGCGAUGUACGAUGAACAUAUGUCUAAUUGCCUACUACAUUCUAACGGAAUGGGAUGAGCAUGAUAUUCGAAAUUUGACAUCGUAUUUUAUGAUGUUCGUUUCAAUCUGUUUUAACAUUUUCGUAAUAUGUUACAUCGGUGAAAUAUUAACGGAACAGAGCAAGAAAAUUGGUGAUGCCGUUUACUUGACAAACUGGUAUUAUUUACCCAAUAAAGAAAUCCGCAACUUAAUUUUGAUCAUCGUGCGAUCGACUAUGGUCGUUCAACUGACUGCAGGGAAAAUGAUUCAAAUGACAAUUAGUACGUUUGGCAAUGUGGUAAAGACAGGUUUCGCAUAUUUGAAUCUAUUGCAGCAAAUAAUGUAAUAAAAUGGUAUCUCGGAAAAAUGUUAUUGGGGGAGUUAAAGCAUAAUAAUAAUUAGGCGGUUGAAAUAAUCUUAUAAUCAAUUUUGUAAACUCUAAUAAAUGGUUGACAGUAUAAUACGUCUACGUAAGACCAAGCAAACGUACAAAGUAAAAAAUCUAUCGGAC